AUAUUAUUUCUCUCGCGGUAAAUACUAGACUCCAGGUUCCAAAAUGGCAGCCACCAUAAGCAGCGCUGUGGUCAAGGUUCUUCGGUCAGCUUCAUUUCGAAGUCUUGCCCAAACACACAAAAGAUGGAUUUCACCUGGAUCUCACUUGCGAUCUAUGUCCGCAACAGACCUCUCCCCUUUGCAGGAGGGUUUCCGGGCAGCACCCCUUACAAUACUCAGUGAUGAAGAACGCAUGAUGAAGGAAACUGUUGCACGGUUUGCUGCUGAGAAAAUUCAACCUCUGGUAAAAGAAAUGGACGAGCAUGGUGUGUUCGAUCGAUCCCUUGUUGCUGGGCUGUUCGAGAAUGGGUUGAUGGGGAUUGAGAUACCAAGCCAGUAUGGUGGAACAGACUCCACGUUCUUCGUGGCCAAUCUCGUCAUAGAGGAGAUCGCCAAGGUGGACCCAGCAGUGUCCCUUGUAAUAGACAUCCAGAACACGCUCAUCAACCGUCUCAUCGAUGAGUACGGAACCAAGGAACAAAAAGAAAAAUAUUUGACAAAACUUGCAACAGACACGGUGGGCAGUUUCUGUCUGUCCGAGGCUGAGUCAGGGUCCGAUGCCUUCGCGAUGAAGACUUCAGCUGUGAAGCAGGGCAACCACUAUAUUCUCAAUGGCGAGAAAAUCUGGAUAUCCCACUCCUCCUUUGCUGGCGUCUUCCUUGUAUUUGCCAAUGCCAAACCCACAGAUGGCUACAAGGGCAUCACAUGUUUCAUCGUGGAUGCAGACUCGGAGGGCAUCACCAUCGGAAAGAAGGAGAACAAGAUUGGCAUCAGGGCGUCCGAGACAUGCUCCGUGCAUUUUGAAAAUGUCCAGGUGCCUGAAGAGAAUAUCCUGGGCCAGUUUGGUCAUGGCUACAAGUACGCCAUUGGUGUGUUGAAUGAAGGAAGGAUUGGAAUUGCAUCACAGAUGCUGGGUCUGUCACAGGGGUGUUUCGACCAUGCAGUUGCCUACACCAGGGAACGUAAACAGUUUGGCCGAAGGAUUUGUGAUUUCCAGGCCAUGCAGCACCAGAUUUCCCACGUGGCCACCCAGAUCGAGGCUGCCCGGAUGAUGAUCUACAACGCUGCUCGCCGCAAGGAGGCAGGACUGCCCAUCGUGAAGGAAGGAGCCAUGGCCAAAUACUUCACCUCAGAGGUGGCGACACUGACUACAUCCAAGUGCAUGGAGUGGAUGGGUGGAGUAGGUUUCACCAAGGACUACCCCAUAGAGAAGUACUACAGGGACUGCAAGAUAGGUUGUAUUUAUGAGGGAACAAGCAACAUCCAGCUGAACACAAUAGCUCGGUGCUUGGAGCAGGAGAGCCAGCAGUAGACGUAUUUCACACUUGGAGUUUGCCCCAGUAAUGGACACAGUUGUUUGCUUCAUGGCAGCUGUCUGUCGUGUGCACAUAGCAAACUAUACAUGCUGCAGUUGUUUUAAUGUUAGAGCUGUCUCAGUUGGUACUAGACUACUACCUGUGUGGAUUUAUAACAGAUCAAUUGAUUGUGUGAUAAUGUUGGAGAUAUACAUGCAAUGUUAAACCAUAUUUCUGGUUAGACAGAGAAUGAACAAUUUUAUGUGAGUAAACAGAUAAUCAAUGUAUAGAAUUAAAUACACUGACAUGUUGAAGCUUGUUUCACAAAUCUUGUAUUGAUGUUUUUGCGAAAUGUGUCCUUUUUGAUAAUAUUGACAAAUUCACAACCUUUGUGAUCUGUGAAAUGAAAAUGUCAGGUGUUAACUGGGGUAGGAUCUAAUGUUGAACAUUUCUGAAUAUUCUGGAAAAUAAUCAAAUAUGUAUAGUUUCCUGAGCACUGAGACAAAUCUGUGACUGUGUAUAUUUCCACUCCUAGCAGGCCAUUUGUGGUGUCCCCCGCCGUGAUAUUGCUGGAAUAUUGCUAAAAGCGGCGUAAAACCAUACUCACUCACUCCUAGCAGCUUUGUAACUGACUAAUCACAUUAUAGAGGGACCAGCUGGUUGUCACUUAUACAGGGACAUUUCUUAACCACAAGAUUAAAAGCUGGUCACUACUGGACACUUACUUUUCAAAUGAAGUUGAAAAACGCCCAAUCUUUUCCUGUGACUAGAAAUUAUUGAUCAUGGCCAUGAUUGUUUAACUAUGGCAGUAUGAAAGAAGCAAGAAUUCUUUGAGUACUGGUAGCUUAUAUUCUUUCAAAAAGAUUUACAGUGGCAGUGGAGUAGCCUAGUGGAUAAAGUUUUCGCUCAUCACACUGAAGACCCAGGUUUGAUUCCCCACAUGGGUACAAUGUGUGAAGCCUGUUUCUGGUGUCCCCCGCUGUGAUUUGCUGGAAUAUUGCUGAAAGUGGCUUAAACUAAACUCACUCACUCAAAGAUUAGGAGAGUGUAGUUGAAGAAAUGAAACCUUUAUGGCUUGUAGAACAAGUACAAUUUUGUUUGUAAUGAUAUUACAGGCUAUGUCUUUCCUGUUCAUAAAUUACCCACUAUAGUUUCAUGAUU
Haliotis rubra (blacklip abalone) is the source of this 2495-nucleotide messenger RNA. RefSeq names its product short/branched chain specific acyl-CoA dehydrogenase, mitochondrial-like. Gene Ontology annotation, cellular component: mitochondrion. The record is from RefSeq and is a predicted model, not a curated record. Lineage: Eukaryota; Metazoa; Mollusca; Gastropoda; Lepetellida; Haliotidae. Gene Ontology annotation, molecular function: flavin adenine dinucleotide binding; acyl-CoA dehydrogenase activity.